AUGCAUCACAUAGAGUCUGACAGUGAAGAUGAAUUACCUUCGGGGUGGGAACAGAAAUCAACUGAAGAUGGAAACGUUUAUUUUAUAAAUACUUUGAACAAUAAGACGCAAUGGACACAUCCAAGGACAGGCCGAAAGAAAGAGAUACCUAAGGAGCUUCCUUAUGGCUGGACAAAAACAUUUGACGAGGAGGACAAAGUGGUCUAUGUACAAAAAGAAACUGGCACUAAAACUUAUGUGGACCCCAGGCUAGCUUUUGCCACAGACGCUAAAGAACAUGUUCAUGACUUUCGUCAAAGAUUUGAUGCUUCAUCCACCGCCUACCAGAUACUGCAUGGAGUAGACUUAUCGGGCAAAUAUGCUUUGAUAACUGGUUCCAAUGCAGGCAUUGGGUUUGAGACUGCCAAGUCUCUGGCAAGACAUGGCUGUAGUGUCAUAUUUGCUAAUAGGAAUAUGGAAUCGACAAAAGAAGCUAUUCAAAAAAUACUGCAGGAAACGAAAGCAUCGGAAGAUGACUUGAAAGCUGUGCAUUUAGAUCUGUGCUCCUUUGAAAGUGUUAGGAAGUGUGCAGCUGCAGUAAAAUCUAUGUUUUCUGACCGCCUAGACAUGUUGAUCCUAAAUGCUGGUAUUUUUGGAGUGCCAUACACAGAAACAGUGGAUAAAAUUGAGAUGACCUGCCAAGUUAACCAUCUAAGUCAUUUGUACUUGGCCAUUUUGUUGGAACCUCUGCUGAAGAAAGGCUCACGGGUUAUAUUCGUCUCUUCAGAGUCACAUAGGUUUGCAAGUCUUAAGAAUGUCUUCAAUCUGCAAAAUCUUGCAUUUCCAAGAGAAUCCUAUAGCUCCAUGAUGGCAUAUAACAACUCUAAAUUGUAUAAUGUUAUAAGUGCAAAGAUAUUAAGUGAAGAAUGGAAGAAGAAAGAUAUAUAUGUGAACUCUCUUCACCCUGGUAACAUGGUGUUCACCAACUUAAGCAAGUCAUGGUGGCUGUUCAGAUUAGCAUUUGCACUAGUUAGACCUUUCACUAAAUCUUUGCAACAAGCAGCUGCGACAACAGUGUACGCCGCAACAGCCCCAGAGCUACAAGGUGUAACCGGCCUUUACUUCAACAACUGUUUCUACUGUGAGGAGUCGGCAAUGGCACGCGACAAAAACAUUGCUCAUGAAGUAUUCGCUCUAUCUCUUAAAAUGAUCGCAGAUCGCGUUGGCACUGAAGAUCUGAAAAAAUACAUGAACAAAUUCAAUACAACACAAUCGCUUAACAAAGAAGAAAUUGCGAAUGGAGAUAAAAAAUCUGAUAAAAAGGAAUAA
Molecule: messenger RNA, 1308 nt
Organism: Spodoptera littoralis (African cotton leafworm)
Lineage: Eukaryota; Metazoa; Arthropoda; Insecta; Lepidoptera; Noctuidae
Source: the annotation of a GenBank genome assembly